This is a messenger RNA of Penicillium cinerascens, 1650 nucleotides long. RefSeq names its product acyl--CoA ligase. The transcript has 5 exons. NCBI's taxonomy places the organism in Eukaryota, Fungi, Ascomycota, Eurotiomycetes, Eurotiales, Aspergillaceae. Gene Ontology annotation, biological process: secondary metabolic process. Gene Ontology annotation, molecular function: CoA-ligase activity. The record is from RefSeq and is a predicted model, not a curated record. The coding region runs from base 1 to 1650 and encodes 549 amino acids.
AUGAUUUUCGAACCGGCUGAGCGGAUCUUGCUCCCUAACAAGGAUCUUUUGUCCUACAUUUUUGAUGAUCCACCCUAUGACCAAGAUCAGCCAAUUUACAUCGACGUUCGAGACCAGUCACGCUCAAUCUCAUGCAAUCAGGCUCGAAAGUUGAUACGUCUCCUCAUUGCGGGCUUGCGCGCUUCAGGUCUUCGCAGUGGAGACUGUGUUCUUAUCCACUCUUUCAAUGAUAUCAACUAUAGCAUACUUGUGCUAGCGAUUAUCGGCGCCGGUGGAGUAUUCACGGGAUCAAACCCGGCAUACACACCGAAUGAGCUGGCACACCAUAUCAAAGCUUCCGAGAGCAAAUUUAUUAUAUCCGAGCCGGAGAUAUUGAAGUCCCUACUUGGUGCUGCAGAACAGACAGGAAUCCCGAAGCAAAAUGUCUGGGUCUUUGACAACUUGAAACAAACCAUACCAAACGGCAUGAAAUCCUGGAAGGAACUUUUGAACUUUGGCGAGGAUGACUGGGUCCGAUUUGAUGACUUCAACAAGGCUCAGACGACGACUGCCGCAAGGCUAUUUAGCAGUGGAACCACCGGCCUUCCUAAAGCAGUGACAAUCACGCACUACAAUUUAAUUGCGCAGCAUGAGCUUGUUUUUAGUGCCAAUCCACGGCCAUACUCUAUUUCCCGUCUCAUUGCUGUUCCAGUGUUCCAUGCUUCCGCCGCGCCAGUCACUCAUAUAUCUACUUUGAAAGCUGGGUCUGUGGCAUACAUGAUGCGACGAUUUAAUUUGGAGGACUUUUUGACAGCAAUAGAGAAGUAUGGUAUUACCGAUCUGACUUUGGUGCCACCAAUUGUGAUUGCAAUUGUGAUGUCACCUAUCUCUCAAAAACGUCCUUUCUUAAAGAAGGUCAGGCUCGCCGGCUGUGGUGCUGCGCCUUUGGAUAAAGACGUUCAAGCGCGUUUCCGAUUACUUAUGGGUGAAGAAGGCCCGUUCACCCAGGUAUGGGGUAUGACGGAGACCUCGUGUAUUGCCACGAUGUUCCCAUUCCCCGAGCAUGAUGAUACUGGAUCCGUGGGACGGCUUAUCCCAAAUCUGGAAGCCAAACUGAUCGAUGAUGACGGAAUGAACAUCUCGGCUUACAAUGUUCGCGGAGAGCUAUGUGUUCGCGGACCCACCGUCACGCCAGGGUAUUACAAAAACCCCGAAGCCAACGCACUGGCGUUUGAUUCAGACGGAUGGUUCAAGACAGGCGACAUAGCGUAUUGCGACCAAUCCACGAGGAAGUGGUAUAUAGUUGAUCGAAAGAAGGAGCUGAUCAAAGUGCGUGGGUUCCAGGUUGCACCGCCUGAACUUGAGGCUGUUCUGCUGUCUCAUCCGCAGAUUGUCGAUGCAGCCGUGAUUGGUAUCAGUAUCCCGGGUGCAAACACCGAGUUCCCUCGUGCGUACGUCGUGCGUCGCCAGGGGGGUGGAGGAACUGUACCAACUGAGGCAGAGGUUCAGCAAUAUUUAUUGGAGCGUCUUGCUCGCUACAAAGCAUUGACUGGUGGUGUCAAAUUUGUUGGCGCAAUCGCAAAAAACCCGAGUGGUAAAAUCCUGAAGCGGGUUCUCAGAGAAGACGCUAGAAAAGAGAUUGAGGCUGGCCUGAUUAAGCCUCGCCUUUGA